Pteropus alecto (black flying fox) is the source of this 3175-nucleotide messenger RNA. RefSeq names its product ubiquitin domain containing 2 (gene UBTD2). Bases 276 to 926 code for a protein of 216 amino acids. Gene Ontology annotation, molecular function: protein binding. The transcript has 3 exons. Lineage: Eukaryota; Metazoa; Chordata; Mammalia; Chiroptera; Pteropodidae. The record is from RefSeq and is a predicted model, not a curated record.
CAUAUGUCCAAGGGUCAUGAGAUUCAAGCUACUGUGGCCAUUUGGUUUUUCCUAGUAUCUCACCUGUUAAAGUAGCUCUUUUAUGGCAUUCUUUGACUCUUUUGAAAUCCUGUCAUUGUCUGGUGAAACACAUUACUGUUUUUCUAGGUAAACUUUUAAAUCACCCUUUGGAGAAGUGGAAAAGAACUGUUAAUGUGUCACUGGAAGUUUCGGAUAGAGCCAUCUACUGUCUCACGUGCCCUUGGAGUUCUGAAAUAGGCUAGGGGAAUUUUGGAAUGCAAGAAUUAGCUAUUGCUUUAGGUCGUAACCAGCCUUUGAAAAAGGAGAAACCCAAAUGGAAAAGCGAUUAUCCCAUGACAGAUGGACAAUUGCGCAGCAAGAGGGACGAAUUUUGGGAUACUGCACCAGCUUUUGAAGGCCGUAAAGAGAUUUGGGAUGCCUUGAAGGCUGCAGCACAUGCUUUUGAGAGCAAUGAUCAUGAACUGGCACAAGCAAUCAUUGAUGGUGCAAACAUAACAUUACCACAUGGUGCACUGACCGAGUGCUACGAUGAACUGGGAAACAGAUACCAGCUCCCCGUCUACUGCUUGGCACCACCAAUCAACAUGAUAGAAGAAAAGAGUGACAUAGAGACUCUGGAUAUUCCUGAGCCACCUCCCAAUUCUGGGUAUGAAUGUCAGCUGCGUUUGCGCCUCUCCACUGGCAGAGACCUCAAACUUGGGGUCCGCAGCACAGACACAGUGUACCACAUGAAGAGGCGGCUCCACGCAGCGGAAGGAGUGGAGCCGAGUGGUCAGCGGUGGUUCUUUUCCGGCAGACCUCUCACUGACAAAAUGAAGUUGGAGGAGCUGAAGAUCCCAAAGGACUAUGUCGUACAGGUUAUAAUGAGCCAACCUCUGCAAAACCCGACACCAGUCGAGAACUGAGCUGGUCCUGUUGGCCGGUUUCCAGACCCCUCCCACUCCUUUUUAUUGUCAUUGCCUACUCUGUGGCGUGAAAUUUAUUUUUACUGCUCUGAAUUCCGUAUGAAUGGGUUUCAUUCUGAGGAAUUACCAGUGAAAAAUUCCAUCUGUGAUGGAGACCAACAAAAAUAAUUAAUAAAACACAAAGAGCUAGCCUUUGAGACUCAUGUAAUUAUAAUUUCUGAUUCGAGGGGCAGUUAAGAAAUAGAUAACCAUUUAUUUUAAAACACCCAGCAACUAUGUAAUGGCUGUAUUUAAAUGAUUUGGACUGUAAAUAGAACAUUGCAUCCAUGAAGAACAGCACCAAGCACCUUGUGAAUACAAAAUUUUUAUAAAAGUAAAUUUAAUUUCCAGAAAUCAUCAAUAACAGUUAUAAAACUUGAGCUUUUUAAAAUGGAAACUGGAAGGAGCAGUAUUUGAGGUUCACUUCUACUCUGGUCUUACUUCUUUGCUCAGUUAGUAUUUAGCCGUAACGGAUCAGAGACCGGCAGAUUCUGUCUCAGUAUUGCUUUCCCCAUCCCCACAUGUCGAGCUCUUUAUUUACAUUCACACCAAGUUUCGGUGCCUUGCCACACGUUGGUGGCAGGCCCCCUUCUGGAACACUAGGCAAUAAUGUAGUCAAUGCAAUCAGAUCUCUGAUUUCAGCUGGUAUUCAGUUGAAAAGUCUCUUGUCCUCUUACUGCGUAGGCAUUUUGAAAUGUCUAAAUAACGAAGCUCUUUUCACGUCCAGGCUUAGAAGGUCAGUACUAUAUAAGCCUUAGUUCUCCCUACUCUGCUUGGAACGUUUCAGCUAACUGUGCCCCCAAAUGAAUGAACACUGGGCCAGGAAGCGCAAGGGAUCACACACGGCCACUCCCGCUGUUGCAUAAUAAAGUAAUUCUCUCUUCUCCCUAAUCUGCAGCAAGUGUGUGAGGAAAACCAUUCUGUGCCUGGGAGAAUUGUGCCUAUUUUCAGUCUGUUAGAGAAAAUUUCAACUCGUAAUUUACUAAGGUGAAAGAUUUACUGACAUCACUUAGACAUCAGCCGUGAAACCAAAUGGUGAAAUGUUGCUUGAUACUUCAGUGCUUUCCAGUUCACGGUUACUGUAGGUAUGGUGGAUGAUAAUUUUCCUCUCUCAUCUUUCCUAGCAAAGAGGCAAAUUAAGAACCAUCUGCAAAUUCAUUUAUAGAGGACUGAAAAAUCUGGUAAGAUAACCUGAUUCUUUUGUACUGUGACUGGAGUAAGGCUACUGAGGAUAUUUAAUUUGGAGCCUUUUCAAGGUUGGUUCGGUUCCAUAAGAGGGGGGCUGCCACAUGACCCCCGUACCCCUGAUUGUCCAUGAGAUGGAAAAGUAGAGGAGGAAGGCACUUACCACUGUUUGCAGUUGGGAAAUUAUCAAACCUCCAUACCUAUUUGGAUGUGAAGCACCAUUAUUAAUUUAAAUAGCAAAACGAAGUUGCUAAUUAGUUAAAAUGUAAUGUUUAAAACGGUAUUACACUUCCUAUAGCCUGUUAGAUUCAAUAUUUAUAAUUGUAACACACCAUUUUUCUGAGAGCUUUAACUACAUCGCCUAUUCACGCAAUUGUUUUCAAGAUUGUGGCUACAUUUAAUUUAGGUUUGAUGAUGAUUAAAUCUAAAUUCAAGAGGAUAAAGCAGCAUUAAUUCCAAAGGAGUAUUUUUAUAUAUGGAGGUGGAGAUGUAUGAGGGUAUUUCAAUAUAAUGCCCUUUCAUCAAAAAGCUUUUGUUAAUUUGUGUGUCACAUCGAAUAGCAACAUCUCUCAAAGUUUGUUAACUGGAAAAAAGUGUUCAAAUCUAUUUUUCUUAAGUAAAUUUGGCUAUAUAAGUAAUUUAUGGUUGAUAAAAGGUCUUUUUGUCUGUCGAGGAUUUGAGCUCUCAAGAGUUUAUUUUAAGGAACAUAUACUUUGAAUAAUAACAAUUUUCUGGGCAUGUUUAACUAACCUAGGUAAGAAAACCAUGGUGCUGUUUAAUUGUAAAUAGAUUGGUAUAAGAUUGGACCAAUACUUGAUGUGUACAAUUUUAGUAUGUAGGGUUUUUGUGCUUUUUUAAAAAAAAAAUGUUCAAUUUUUCCCUUUGUCUUUGCCUUUAUUUUGGGUUUUUUAAUUGUUAUUACUCUCUACAAUUAGGGUAAUCUGCCUCAUAUGAAUAAAACCUCUAAAAAGGUUUUCCUCCUUUAUAAAACCUCAGUUCAAUAAAAAACAAAUUCAUUAUCACCA